UGUCACGUACCAUCCUGCAUCAAACCUACUUUUACUGAGUUUGUGUUGUAAAAGUGACGUUGUGUUUUUGUAUUAAGUGUUAAGUCUUUCACAAGGGUCUUUGUUAGUUCUAUAGCAGUUGUUGAACUAAAUUGUUUUUAUGGGUGAAUUCAUUGGAAAGCUAGUUAUUCCAAAAAAUAAAUAAAGAAACACAUUUACAACCAAAUAACUACUUUUUAAUUAAUUCAUGAAUUACUGGUGGCGUGUGUUGCGUUCACGCUCAUUCCGAAAUAACAGGGAAUCAAGCUGGUUUUUGUUUUAUGUUUUUACGGUAAAAGGCACUCAAAAGGUACAUGGACCCAAACAGGAUCGCACUUGUUUUUCCACAACACUGCUUUAUCACAGCGUCUAACCCGACGUCCUGAAGGGCCAUAUUUAAGGGGGCCAAGUGGUCCCUAUGGUUGGGAAUAGUAAGGGUCCGCUGAUCUACUCAGGGUCCUGACCAUUGCAGGACAUGCGUGAAUGAAUAGCACGGAGAGUCUGUAAGACCCGCUUCUUGCAACCCGGAGGUCCGCGGCGGUCUCUGGGGCCGCGACCUCCCCUAAAAACAUCACGCUAUUGUCUCCGGGGCUUUUUGUUCUUUCACCCAGCUAGUAAGGAAACACAUUGGAGAUUAAAAAAAAGAGAAGACAACGCGUUGCCCGUGUGACAGAUGGGGCUUUUGUGCGAAAUCCACGACUCGCCACCGACAUGACCUCCGGCGUCACACCAACACGGAGCGCCAGGAUGAAGAAGAAAGCUCGGCAGCACCGAGUGGCGGUGCCGCAGAGGCCCCCGUCUCCCAUCAAGCCCUCCCCCAACAAGCAGAUCCUGACCUACGCCCAGGCGCAGCGCAUGGUGGAGUUCGCCGUCGACGGCCGCCUCCAUCGAAUUAGCAUCUACGACCAGCUGGACGUGGUCUCGGACGACGACCCCAUGGUGCAGGAGAUGAUGGAGUGCACCAGCAAUAAGGAGAACGCGGAGAAACCACAGCAGCAGGUCCUCGUGAGGUCAGUCCGGCUAAAAAACAACCAGGAGAAGAGAAACGCUGCCCUGGGCAUCAAUGUUCAUGGAGAUGGAGGCGGACACCAGGCGGCCAGUAAUGCGGUUCCAAAGCUUCAAGAGCCCAAAUUCCGCACGGUGGAAUACAACCUUCCCGCUGUUCCCAAACCAUCCGCUGCCUUUUACAAAUAUGCAGAGAAGACUGAGGAGGAGCUGGACGAGGAGACGGAGUACGACAUGGACGAGGAAGACUACGCCUGGCUGGAUUUGGUCAACGACAAACGGAGGAGCGAAGGCGUCAGUCAGGUCUCCCACAACGUCUUUGAGUUCCUCGUCGACCGCUUCGAGAAAGAGCUGCACCUGGAGAGCCUGGACCAGAGCAGCGAGAAGCAAGCGCCCGUGGACGAGGACGCCGUCUGCUGCAUCUGCGGGGACGGCGAGUGCCACAACGACAACGCCAUCCUGUUUUGCGACCUGUGCAACGUGGCGGUGCACCAGGAGUGCUACGGCGUGCCCUACAUCCCAGAGGGCCAGUGGCUGUGCAGACACUGCCUCCAGGCGCCCGCGCGGCCCGCCGACUGCAUCCUUUGCCCCAACAAGGGCGGCGCGGUGAAGAAGACGGACGACGGCCGCUGGGGCCACGUGGUGUGCGCCCUCUGGGUCCCCGAGGUGGGCUUCUCCAACACCACCUUCAUCGAGCCCAUCGACGGCGUCGGCCAAAUUCCCCCGGCGCGCUGGAAGCUCACCUGCUACCUCUGCAAGGAGAAAGGCGUCGGGGCGUGCAUCCAGUGCCACCGAGCCAACUGUUACACCGCCUUCCACGUCAGCUGCGCCCAGAAGGCCGGCCUCUUCAUGAAGAUGGAGCCGAUCAAAGACGUGACGGACGCCGGGGAGCACACGUUCUCGGUGAAAAAGACGGCCUACUGCGGAGCCCACACCCCCAGCGGGUGCGUCAGGAGGCCGCUGACCAUCUACGACGCCGCCAAACCCAGAAAUGGACUGUGUAAGAAGGUGGAUAAAGGGCGGGGCGCCGGCAAGGGGCAGUCCAAAGGAAAGAAGAAGAGCAAGAGGCCCGAGCCUGAACCCGAAGCCGCGACCCUCGCCGCCGUGCCUUCGUUUCCUGUUCACAGGUUACAGACCAUCCUGAACCAGGUGUCGGUUCAGAAGAAGAGGGCGUUUGUGGAGCUAGUUCUAAAUUACUGGACAUUAAAGAGGCAGUCCAGGAAUGGGCUUCCCCUCAUCAGACGCCUUCAGACGAGCAUGCUGUCUCAGAAGAACGCACAACCGCGGCAGUGCGAGGAGGAGAGCAGGGCCCUGAAGGACCAGCUGAAGGAGUGGCACCGUCUCCGACACGACCUGGAGCGAGCCCGGCUGCUGCUGGAGCUGAUCCGCAAGAGGGAGAAGCUCAAGAGGGAAGAGAUCAAACUGCAGGAGACCCUCCUAGAGAUACAGUUGAGUCCCUUCAGCAUUUUGCUCAGAGCCCUGUUGGACCAGCUGCAGACAAAAGACCAAGCCAAGAUCUUCACCCAGGCGGUGGAUGUCAAUGAGGUCCCCGACUACCUCGACCACAUCAAGCACCCGAUGGACUUCUCCACCAUGCGGCAGCGCAUCGACACACAGUCCUACAACAACUUUGACCAGUUUGAGAACGACUUCAACCUCAUUGUUGACAAUUGCAUGAAAUACAACUCAAAGGACACCUAUUUCUACCGGGCUGCCGUUCGCCUCCGAGACCAGGGCGGGUCCCUGCUCAGAAAGGCCCGGCGGGACGUGGAGAAAAUAGGCUUUGACUCCGAGAGCGGCGUGCACCUGGCCGAAGCGCCGGAAAUGAAGGUGCCAACAUCGUUUUCGUGGGAGGACGUCGACCGCCUACUGACGCCGGCAAAUCGGCAGCACCUGCCUCUGGACCAGCAGCUGCAGCAGCUCCUGGAGAAGUUUGACCUGACCUGCGCCAUGAAGUCCAGCCCCUCUCGCAGCAAGCGCCUGAAGCUACUCAAAAAGACCAUCAACGACGUGCGCAAUGAAAUGAGCCUAAAGAGAGUGCAGCCCUCCGGCCACCACCACCACCACCAUCAUCACCACCAUCACCACCACCACCAUCAUCAGCACCACCACCAUUCGACUCCCUCCACUUCGGCGUGCUCUUCAUCAGCUGCCUCGCACACGGUGUUGAGUACUCCAAAAGAAGACAGAAUGAAGCUCAAUGGUCAUUUUCCAGAUGACGAGGACAAGUCUCUUCCUCCCAAACUGGAGCCUUCGGACUCCAUCCCCCCACUCAUCCACUCUGGCACCGACCCCGGGCCCCCCACCCUCAGACCCGUCGACGCCGCCCCGGACUGCGAGGACGGGCACCCGAGCGGCUUCGGCGGGGAGGCGCCCGCGCUGCUGUGCUCCGCCCCCUCCCGCCUCAAUGGCCUCUGCCGCGACGGCCUCCGAGGCUCGCAGCUGGACGGGGACGUCAGCGUGGUGGCCACGUCGACCCUGGCGGGGCCCACGGGCAGCGUCAACCGCCGGACCGCCGUGCUCUUCCGCAAGUCGAAGGCCGCCGGCCCCCACAAGGCGCCCGCGAGGAGCAGGGCCGGCGAGGGGCCCGGCGGAGUCAACAGGAAGGGGGGCGCGGAGGAGGAGGAGGAGGAGGGGGAAGAGAAGGUGGGGCUGGAGGAGAAGGAGUCCGGGGAAGGCGGCGCGCAGCUGGGCUCCCAGUCCUUCCUGUCCGUGGUCAUACCCAGGCUGGAGACGCUGCUGCACAGCAAGAAGAGGAAGCACAGCGAGGAGGAGGAGGAGCAGGGAGGAGAGGGGGAGCAGGAAAAGGAGGGGGAGUCCCCCGUGAAGCGGCUCGACACCGGCUUGUUGAGCGGUUUCCUGGAGGUGGUCGAGGAGGAGGAGCCGGUCGGCUCCAACGGGGCCGGUCGACCCGCCGAGCCGCGGAGGCGCUGCGCCUCGGAGUCGUCCAUGUCCUCGUGCAGCAGCCUGCCAGGGAGCAACAGCACUGUUCUCAGCCUUCCAAAAUGUGGGAAGGGAAAACCCGCCCUGGUCCGGAGGAACACUGUGGACGAUAAGAGCGAAUUAAUUGCCUGCAUCGAAACCGGGAACUUUGCAAAAGCUGCUCGAAUCGCUGCCGAGGUUGGCAACAGCAAUAUUUGGAUGCCCGCUAGUGCUGCAACAGUUGCAUUGGAACCCCUGAAGCUAGUUUGGGCCAAAUGUAGCGGAUACCCUUCCUACCCUGCCUUGAUCGUGGACCCGCACAUGCCGCGCGUGGGCUGCCAGCACAACGGGGUGUCCAUCCCCAUGCCCCCCAUGGACGUGCUCCGCAUCGGAGAACAGAUGCAGUACAAAGCCGAAGAGAAACUCUACCUCGUCCUCUUCUUCGACAACAAGCGCAGCUGGCAGUGGCUUCCCAGAUCCAAGAUGGUUCCCCUGGGAAUGGACAAGACCUUAGACAAGAUCAAGAUGAUGGAGGGACGUACAUCCAGCAUUCGCAAGGCCGUCCAGAUCGCCUACAGCCGCGCCAUAAACCACCUGAGCAUCGUGCAGGACGAGCCGGUCAGCGACCUCAGCGACGUGGACUGACUCUGACCGCUCACACACACACACCCUGUUACCUCUCCUGUACCAAUUUCCAUCCUGCUCCCCCGGCUCUCCCCCGUUUCUGCCGGAGACUCUAAUGUUUACUGGGGUCCCCCGCUCACCCCCCCCUCCCCUGCCCUCUUAUCGCGUGCCGAUGGGAUGCCGCCGCCGCCGCUGCUGCUCAAAUGAAUGUGUCCAUCUGACCCUCUCCACCCCGUGUGCUUAGAGCCCGUUCCUUUUAUGCCCGACUCCGAUUCCCGCCUCCAAAAAUAACGAUUGUGCUUUCAAAUGAGAAGAAGAAAAAAAAGCGUGAUCGGCCCCGUAUGUUUUUUGGCAGCCUUGCCCGAACUCGCCAGCGGGGGUCGGGACUUUGUGGUGAGACGAGCGCUUGGCUCCGAGCGUUACGUUUUGACCGAGGGGCCGGUGGACUUGGCGGGCAGCCAGUUCAUCACUUCUCUGUCCAGCUGUUAAAUAAGUCGCUGGUGAAAUAGCUGAAAGUUAGUCAGUGGUUGCCUUCAAUCACCGUACGUCAUACUGGUCAUGUCCAUUUUCACACACCUUCCUUUUGUAUUUAAACUGUAAAUGAUCUGUACAGAUGCCUGACACUAACUUAUUUUGUAGUUUUGACAGAAAUGAGUACUGUACAGGAGUUUUCUUAGUAUUUAUACUCGAUGCAUUCUUGGCACUAACAGUGCUAUUUUGACAGUUGUGUAUGAUCAACGAGAAUAAAAUGGUUAAAGCCUUAGUGUAAAGGAGAUUAGGGCUAAAAUGUAUUCCUUUUUUUAAGUUAUUGAAGUUUAUCAUUGUAAGCUUCCAUUUGGCAUUAAUCCUUUUUGUAUUCCAAAUAGUUUUAGUAUAUUUUUGUUCAUAUAUAUAUUUAUAUGAUUUGAAGUCUCUGAAGCUCAUACAGUCUGAUGUGGACCCAGAACGCGUAUAUUGUACUGAAGAAACCAAAAAGGUCGCUAAAGGUUUUUUUUCUCUUUUUUUUUUUUUUCUUGCUGAUUAAUUUCCUGUGUGAUGUGUGAAAUUAUUGCCAAAAAAGAAGAUAUUACAGUAGAGUGUAUUUUUCUGUGAUACGUCUGACUGUUACUUGGUUUUGCUGUAGUUGGGGCUGCAGUAACUUAUUGUAAAGUAUUUGCAUUACUUUAUAUCCAAGGAAAGACGUGCGAGGUGAUUGUGGUAAAGCGGCACAUUCUAAGGUGGCUACUUGCCUUCUUUUUGAGUAGUUUUUUUUUUUUUUUUUUUUAAACUUCUUUUGUAGUUGUAGACUUCAAGACAUUUAAUUUCAUAUAAUUGCCUAUUUUCUUUCUGGCUAGCAUUGGCCCGCUUUGAUAUAUUUCAUUUUUUGUAUUUAACUGUCGUAGUUUUCUUUUCAUUUUUUUUUCUUCUUUUUAAUCGGGUCGUAUGAAAUAUUGCUGGGGCUCUUUUUUUUUUUUUCUAGCAAAA
This is a messenger RNA of Pungitius pungitius (ninespine stickleback), 6033 nucleotides long. RefSeq names its product bromodomain-containing protein 1-like. Gene Ontology annotation, cellular component: MOZ/MORF histone acetyltransferase complex. The record is from RefSeq and is a predicted model, not a curated record. NCBI's taxonomy places the organism in Eukaryota, Metazoa, Chordata, Actinopteri, Perciformes, Gasterosteidae. The coding region runs from base 730 to 4590 and encodes 1286 amino acids. The transcript is spliced from 13 exons. Gene Ontology annotation, molecular function: protein binding. Gene Ontology annotation, biological process: regulation of transcription by RNA polymerase II.